AAAGAAAAGAAAAAAAUCACAUAAAUAUAAAUACCUCAAAAUGUCUUCCCUCCAUCCAUCCCUUCCCUCUCCGUCGUUCGCUUUGGCCGACGAUAAACCAGAAAAAGAAUCCCCAAUACUGCCUGCCAUUUAGCCUCCAUACAGUUCAGUGCUGCUCAAACCCUAGAACCUCAACUUGGAGACACUCCACUACAUGUCUUCUUUACAAAUCUAAAUUUCAGUCGAGGGUCACCGAAAUUGCCCCAUGGGUCGGCCGGAGCCUUGCGUUUUGUUCGCUCAGACAUUCGUCCAUCCCCAUCUCGAUGAAUAUGUCGACGAGGUGUUAUUUGCUGAACCAGUUGUCAUUACUGCUUGUGAGUUUCUAGAACAGAACGCUUCUUCAACAUCUCAAUCAGUAGCACUUGUUGGGGCUACAUUGCCUCCUUCUUUUGCUUUAGAGGUAUUUGUUCAGUGUGAGGGAGAGACAAGGUUCAGGCGUCUUUGUCAGCCUUUCCUGUAUUCUCAUUCAUCGUCAAAUGUGCUUGAAGUAGAGGCUGUCGUCACCAAUCAUCUUGUUGUCAGGGGUAGUUAUCGUAGUUUGAGUUUGGUCAUAUAUGGAAACACAGCAGAGGAUUUGGGGCAGUUUAACAUUGAAUUUGGUGAUAGCUCGAUAACUAAUCUUGUUAGGUCUGCUGAUGGAACACUUGAAGACCUUCCGUUGGCAUUGCGUUCAACUAAUAUAACAAUUGAAGAACCUAUUUCAGCUUUGAAGGCUUUAUCACUACCUCUUCCUGCAUCAGAUAUGUCCAUUGAAGCUAAGCAACUUCUACAGAUGUUGGUUAAGAUUUGGGAGUUGCCGAAUUUAGGGAAUGGCGUAAGUAAAGUUGUUAGCAUUUUAGUCUCAGUAGCAUCGUCCUAUGCUGAUGUUUUGGAUAAACCCAACAGCUAUGAAGAGCUGCAGAAUGUUACUAGUGAAGCCUUAAAGGGUCUUUUUGAUCUCUAUCAAUGUGAAACAGAGAAUGCAUCAGCCAAAUUGUUAGAAGAUGGCUCCUUCUUUGGAUCUGAGGCUGACUUAACUGGUAAGCAGUUGGUGGAUAUGUUGAAACAUUACUUCUCUUUUAAGAGGGAGUCCUUGCAUGUUGGGCAACACCAGAUCACACAUAGUACAUAUGUCAUUAUGGGAUUGAGUGUGGCUCUUCUAUUGUGCUCUGGUAGAGAUAGCUGCUUUAACUUUGUUAGUGGUGGGGGAAUGGAUGAGCUUGCUCAUGUUUUCUGCUAUGACAGACAGAAAUCUACUGCGACAACAUUACUGUUACUUAAAGUUGUUGAGCAGGCUACUCGAUUCUCUUUUGGUUGUGAAGGAUUUUUAGGCUGGUGGCCUCGUGAAGAAGGAAACAUUCCAAAUGGUAUCAGUGAAGGUUAUAGUAAAUUGUUGAAUCUUUUAUUGCAAAAACCACGACAUGCUGUCGCUUCUCUUGCAACUCAUGUUCUCCAUCGCUUAAGAUUCUAUGAAGUUGUUUCUAGAUAUGAGUUUGCAGUUCUAUCUGUUCUGGAAGAAGUUUCCACUAUAGAGAGGAUUACAAGUGCUAAUGUGGACAUGCUUAUCACUGCAAAAUUGCAACUUAAAAAACUCUUGAAAUUGAUUACUUCAUGUAGCUCAAUCGAAGACCCUUCUCCGGUAGCCUGUGCAACCAGAUCACUGAAUAUUGGGCAAACAGAAGGUUUGCUGUCAUAUAAGGCAUCCAGUAGCUUGAUUGGAUCAUCGGAUUAUUUCUCAAAUUGGGAUGUCAAUUUGCAUCUUUUGGCACUUCUUAAGGACAUGGGCUUUCUACCUCUAUCAAUUGCAUUGUUAUCAUCAUCUACUUUACCUUCAGAAGUGGGACAUGCUAUGGAUGUAUACGUGGAUAUUGCAUCCUCUAUUGAAGCCAUAAUUAUUUCGCUUCUCUUUAGUCGUUCAGGUCUCAUUUUCUUGCUACAACAACCUGAUCAUUGUGUGACACUAAUAGAUGCUCUAAAGGGAGCUAGGGGUGUGAAUAAGGAUGUCUGUCUUCCUCUGCGUUAUGCAUCUGUUUUAAUAGCAAAUGGAUUCUUGUGUGAUUCUCAAGAAGUUGGGAUGAUUAUUGGGAUGCACUUGAGGGUGGUUAAUGCAAUAGAUCGUUUGCUGAAAUCAUCCCCAAACUCGGAAGAGUUUUUAUGGGUCCUGUGGGAGCUAUGUGGUUUUGCAAGGUCUGAUUGUGGACGACAUGCUUUGUUGGCUUUGGGAUACUUUCCAGAGGCUAUGAAAAUUUUGAUUGAAGCGCUGCAUUCUGCAAAGGAACCAGAUCCAGUUGCCAAAAUUAGUGGAGCUUUGCCUCUAAAUCUUGCCAUAUUUCACUCGGCGGCUGAGAUUUUUGAAGUAAUUGUUACUGAUUCAACUGCAUCUUCUCUUGGUUCUUGGAUUGGACUUGCUGUAGAACUCCAUAGAGCAUUGCAUUCCUCGUCUCCAGGAUCCAAUCGAAAAGAUGCUCCUACGAGGCUGUUGGAAUGGAUAGAUGCUGGUGUAAUCUAUCAUAAAAAUGGGGGUAUUGGGAUUUUGCGGUAUGCUGCUGUCUUAGCUUCUGGAGGAGAUGCCAACUUAAGUUCAACAACCACAGUAGUGUCAGAUCUAACAGAUGUAGAAAACAUUAUUGGAGAUUCCUCUAGUGGUUCUGAUGUUAAUGUUAUGGAGAAUCUUGGAAAAAUUGUCUCUGAGAAGACUUUUGAUGGAGUGAUCCUUCGUGACUCAUCUAUAGCACAGUUAACAACAGCUAUAAGAAUUUUAGCUUUCAUUUCAGAGAACUCAUCUGUUGCUGCUGCUCUGUAUGAUGAAGGUGCCAUAACAGUCAUAUUCACACUUCUGGUGAACUGUAGGUUCAUGCUUGAAAGGUCAUCAAACAGUUAUGAUUACCUUGUUGAUGAUGGCACAGAAUGCAAUUCUACGUCAGAUUUACUACUAGAACGUUAUCGUGAACAGAGUUUAAUUGAUCUUUUGGUUCCUUCCCUUGUGUUGUUGAUCAACCUCUUGCAGAAACUACAGGAAGCUGAGGAGCAGCAUAGAAAUACCAAAUUAAUGAAUGCGCUUCUUCGACUGCAUCGAGAAGUUAGUCCAAAAUUAGCAGCAUGUGCAGCGGACUUAUCCUCAUCUUAUCCUGAUUCUGCGCUUGGUUUUGGAGCUAUUUGUCAUCUUGUUGCAUCUGCACUUGCUUGUUGGCCAGUAUAUGGUUGGACUCCUGGUCUCUUCCAUUCCCUCCUUGCUAGUGUUCAAUCUACUUCAGUGCUGGCUUUGGGUCCUAAGGAAACCUGCAGUUUGCUCUGUCUUUUGAAUGAUUUAUUUCCCGAAGGAGGUUUCUGGCUUUGGAGAAAUGGAUUGCCCUUGUUGAGUGCCCUUAGAAAGUUGUCUGUUGGUACAUUAUUGGGGCCCAGGAAGGAAAAGCAGGUCAAUUGGUAUCUUCAGCCUGUGCAUCUGGAGAAGUUGCUUGCUCAAUUGAUGCCACAGCUUGACAAAAUUGCCCAUAUUAUCCAGCAUUAUGCUAUUUCUGAAUUGGUAGUGAUUCAGGACAUGCUACGCGUUUUUAUAGUACGCAUUGGAUGCCUAAAGGUUGAAACUUGCUCUGUCCUUCUUCAACCUAUCCUCUCCUGGAUAAGCGAGCAUGUCUCUGAUGUGUCAUCUCUAUCUGAAAUGGACAGUUUCAAGGUUUACAGAUAUCUUGAUUUUCUUGCCAACCUAUUGGAACAUCCACAUGCCCAGGCAUUUUUGUUAAAGGAGGGUUUCAUUCAGAUGCUUACUAGAGUGCUGGGAAGGUGUUUAACUGUUAUUGAUUCAGAUGGAAAACAAGUUUUAGACACUACGAGUUCAACUAAAUGUGGGGUUGCUAUUCUUAGCUGGUGUGUUCCUGUAUUCAAGUCCUUCUCAUUAUUAUGUAGUUCUCGAACAUCUGUUCACCGUGCUGGAAAACAUGAUUUGCACGGCUUUGAAAUCAGUGCUGAGGACUGUGCUGUGAUCUUAUCGUAUCUCCUCAAAUUCUGUCAGGUUCUACCAGUUGGAAAAGAGUUGUUGGCGUGUCUUACUGUUUUUAAAGAACUGGGUUCUGACAAUGUAGGCCAAAAUACUUUAGUUGUUAUUUUCAACCGUGUUCUAUCCCGAACUGAGGAAAUUGGAUCACAUAGAGCACAGGAAAGGGAUGACAAUGGAGAUUAUGGCAAUGUUGAUGAAUUUGAAUGGAGAAAACAGCCCCCUUUGCUAUGCUGCUGGAAGAAGUUGUUACAAUCUAUAGAUAGUAAAGACGGGUUUUCAGAUUAUGCCAUUGAGUCUAUUAAUGCGUUGUGUUUGGGUUCUUCAUCCUUUUGUAUGGAUGGGGAGAGUUUGAAGGACCAGGUGGUUGCUGUGAAGUUUCUUUUUGGCAUUCAGGAUACAAAAGAAGGAGCAGAUGGUGCUCCUGAAGAACAGAUAAAUUACAUACACAAAUUAGUAUCUCUGUUGAGUUCAAAGAUUGAAGAUGAUGAAUAUUUGACCAACUACGAUAUUCAAACUGCUUUUUAUCAGGUUUUAGAUUCUGCAAAAUUGUUGCUGUCAAUACUGCAAAACCCUGCUGGUUCAGUAACAGCAAAUGACAUAAUUUCCAGUGGUCGGGUUUCAUCAGAUCUGUUUUCUUCAAAAGCCCAUCUGAUGUCAGAUGGUGAAGCUGAAAGGUCUGAAGAUUAUCUUUUCCAAGGACUCGGAGACAAGUUUCUGUGGGAAUGUCCAGAAACAUUACCUGAUAGAUUUCCUCAGACAACACUUUCUGCCAAACGAAAAAUGCCUUCUGUAGAAGGAUCAAAUAGGCGUGCUAGAGGAGAAAAUUCUCCAGCUGAGAAUGCAGCUCAAAAUGCAUUUGCACGAGGACUUGGGCCAUCUACUACCUCUUCAGCUCCUACUCGGAGGGAUACUUUUAGGCAGCGCAAACCGAAUACUAGCAGGCCUCCGUCCAUGCACGUGGAUGACUAUGUUGCAAGGGAAAGAAAUGUUGAUGGGGUUACAAAUUCUAACGUGAUUGCUGUUCAGCGAGUAGGAGCAACUGGUGGAAGGCCUCCUUCAAUUCAUGUGGAUGAAUUUAUGGCUAGACAGAGGGAGCGCCAGAAUCCCAUGUCUGCAGUAGUCGGAGUGGAUACAACACAGGUCAAGAAUGCAACUUCCAUGGGUGAAAUAGCUUCAGAGAAGUCCAGCAAACCUAAGCAAUUGAAGACAGAUCUGGAUGAUGAUCUUCAUGGGAUUGAUAUAGUUUUUGAUGGCGAGGAGUCCGAAACUGAUGACAAAUUACCCUUUCCUCAGCCAGAUGAUAAUCUGCAGCAGCCCUCCCCUCUUAUUGUCGAGCAAAAUUCUCCCCACUCUAUUGUUGAAGAGACAGACAGUGAUGUUCAUGAGAGUAGCCAAUUUUCUCGUUUGGGCACACCUUUAGCAGCUAACAUUGAUGAAAAUACACAGAGUGAAUUUUCUUCAAGGAUGUCGAUUUCGCGUCCUGAAAAGUCAUUAACUAGAGAACAGAGUGUUACUUCGGAUAAGAAGUAUAUGGAGCAGUCUGAUGACAUGAAAAAUGCAAUUACAGUCAAGAAUUCUGGUGGGUUUGAUUCUGUGGUAGCAUCAAACAAUCCUGGGUUUCCUGGUUCUAUUUAUAGUCAUGCAUCACCAUCAUUGGCACCAUUACCAGUGGAUACUAGGUUGACUCCACAAAAUUUACAUCAAAAGAACAUUCAAUUUCCCUCUAUGAAUGUACCUGUACCUACAGGGUCUCAAGGGCAUUAUGACCAGAGGUAUCUGCUAAGUCAACCUCCCUUGCCUCCAAUGCCACCGCCUCCAACAGUUGCACCUGUGAUAUCUCAGAGUUCUGAUCUAGUUUCAAGCCAACCAUCCUCAUUUAUGAAUUCUUUGACUGAUGUCCAGAAUCCAUCUCUAUCAUCUUUCCAAGUUCAUUCAGAGUACAUGUUUAACAACAGUUCUGCAUCAUUAGGGAUAGAUGCCAAGUUCUCGAGGAAUUCCAUCUCUUCUCCCGGUGGAUCUGUUAGGCCACCACCACCACUUCCUCCUACUCCACCUCCUUUCUCAUCUGGUCCAUAUAAUAUAACUUCUAAUAAAAAUUCUUCCUCCCAACCUUUAGCACACAACCAGAUGGAGAUGACAUCUUCAACUGCUUCAGGGACGAGAGCAAAUGCCUAUGCACCUGCUCCCCAUUUGUCACACUUGGGUUUCAGUAGGCCAGGGUCAAUGCCUGCAAAUCUCUAUGGAAACUUCCCAACUCAGCAGGUUGAUAAUCCACCAAAUGUCUUGCAGAAUCUCUCCAUUACUCAGUCUUCCAUUCAGUCAAUUCAUUCCCUUUCUCAGUUGCAGCCACUUCAGCCACCUCAGCUCCAACGUCCUCCGCAGCCUCCCCACCACCUUAGGCCACCUAUGCAAGCUUCACAGCAGUUGGACCAAGGCGUGUCUUUGCAAAGUCCUGGUCACAUGCAAAUGCAUUCCUUACAGAUGCUACAGCAACCACAACAGGCUUCUCAUAUGAAUACAUUUUAUCAGCAGCAGCAGCAACAAGACUUUUCUCAUGUGCAGCUGCAGCAUCAAGUUGAACAUGCUCAUCCACAAAUGAUAAACCCACUUAUGGAUACUGCUUCACAGCAGCAACAAGAUCCAGCAAUGUCAUUACAGGAGUUUUUCAAAUCACCCGAAGCUAUUCAGUCUUUAUUGAGUGACAGAGACAAACUCUGCCAGCUUUUGGAGCAGCACCCCAAGUUAAUGCAGAUGCUUCAGGAGAAAUUGGGGCAACUAUAGGGAGAUGAUGUAGAAGUAAAGACUAAAGAAUGCUCCUGGCGUGUUCCCAUUCGUGUAUACUUGGAGAUCAAUAAUAGCUCAUCCUGUAUAAAUUAAAAUUAUAUUUUCAGUAGUAGGCUUAUCUUUCAUCCAAUUGAGUUUUGUUCUUGAGAAAUUUUGUACGUUUUAUGCUCUGUAUAAACAUUGUUUAUUGUAUAAUUCUUCUUCGUCCAGUGACUAGAGUUAAACUGGAUUCUGGUCAUCUUGCAAAUGCAAGUUAUGCCCUUCAUAUUUUAAUUUUACCAGUUUUAUAUUGUUUGUA
Cannabis sativa is the source of this 7094-nucleotide messenger RNA. Its product is annotated as protein virilizer homolog. The transcript has 28 exons. The record is from RefSeq and is a predicted model, not a curated record. Bases 245 to 6793 code for a protein of 2182 amino acids. NCBI's taxonomy places the organism in Eukaryota, Viridiplantae, Streptophyta, Magnoliopsida, Rosales, Cannabaceae. Gene Ontology annotation, cellular component: RNA N6-methyladenosine methyltransferase complex. Gene Ontology annotation, molecular function: RNA binding.